Rotaria sordida is the source of this 294-nucleotide messenger RNA. The record is from the annotation of a GenBank genome assembly. NCBI's taxonomy places the organism in Eukaryota, Metazoa, Rotifera, Eurotatoria, Philodinida, Philodinidae.
AUGAAAUUAUAUUUAAAUUUAUUUGAUUUUGAUCAAUUAUUAAUUUCAAUUCAAAUUGGAUCUAUAGAAGCAACUUGUAUUAGUCACACAUUAAACACAGUAUAUCAAUGGUCAAUACAUUAUUUACCUAAAUGGAUCAAUUCUUCCUGUCAAUGGAUGCAUAAAAUUCAUUAUUCAUUACAACAAACAAAUACUUCUGUAAUUAUAUUCAAUGAUGGAGUGCAAUGUGAAACAAUAUCAUGCUUACCAACAUUAAUAUUUGAUUGUUUAACUCAAACAUCCACUCGAAUAUAA